AUGUCCGGCUCACCCCCUCGGAAGCGUCUGCGACGAUGCGUCCACAUUGGAAGUAAUGUGACACUAAACUUCCAAUUUUCUCCAGUGCAUACACAGGAGACCUCUGAUAUAGAUGAGCUACACGAUGCAGACUGCAAGCAAUUCCUUCAAAUUAAUCAAGUGUUCCAUAGAGGAACUCAGAUGGCUGGCAAGGACGAAGAGCCGCAAAGCGAAGUAGAAUCUGAGCUGCGUCGCGUCAAGGAACAGCUAAAGAACGCGGAACAUGAUAUUGCAUACCUUUCAGGAAGGGUGAAGACAUACAGGGAUAGAUGGCUGGAAGAUUACUACCGCGCCGACAACCUCGAGCGCCAUAUGCCGUGUGAUAUUGAUAUUCCUGACCUUGAUCAAAUUCCAGAGGGUGCAGCGUCGCCCUUUCCAGAAUUCUUCACCUGGAAUGAAUCACGUUCAGAACGGGGAGAUGAUGUGUUGCAAGAAGGGCAGGACACCUGUGAGGUUUUCUUUCCAAUUACCUCAAUACAACUAUCAAGCAAAAAUAUGUCCAAACGCGCCGGGUCUAGUCACGAUGGGGAUGAACCCGCCUCGAAGCGCCUCAGGAUUGACGAAGGGAAUCACACAGUACCAUCGGCGCUUCACGAUCCCCAUGCAUGGGACAUUCUCUGCAAGUUUCUCACCAGCAAUAUGUCGAUGAGUGAGAUGGACAACGCCCUUGAAUCGCACCUCGGCGAUCGAUUCUCUGCAGAUGACUGGGCGGAACCACGACGUCUGUUGUUCUCCGGUGAAGGAGAUGAUGCGCAGUCCUUAGCAAACUUGAUCGAACUGAAGAUCAAGUAUGUACCCGAGCCUAAAUCUCCACGAACUUCACCUGUUCGACAAUCGCGUAAACCACGCAAACAGAAAAAUCUGUAUAUCCUUGAUGAAGCCGAGGAGGAUGAGGAUGAGGAUGAGGAUGAGGAUGAGGAUGGGGAUGAGGAUGAGGAUGAGGAUGAGGAUGAGGAUGAGGAUGAGGAUGAGGAUGAGGAUGAGGAUGAGGAUGAGGAUGAGGAUGAGGAUGAGGAUGAGGAUGAGGAUGAGGAUGAGGAUGAGGAUGAGGAUGAGGAUGAGGAUGAGGAUGAGGAUGAGGAUGAGGAUGAGGAUGAGGAUGAGGAUGAGGAUGAGGAUGAGGAUGAGGAUGAGGAUGAGGAUGAGGAUGAGGAUGAGGAUGAGGAUGAGGAUGAGGAUGAGGAUGAGGAUGAGGAUGAGAUGAGGAUGAGGAUGAGGAUGAGGAUGAGGAUGAGGAUGAGGAUGAGGUGA
Molecule: messenger RNA, 1290 nt
Organism: Suillus clintonianus
Lineage: Eukaryota; Fungi; Basidiomycota; Agaricomycetes; Boletales; Suillaceae
Exons: 9
Coding region: 1-1290 (429 amino acids)
Source: RefSeq, a predicted model, not a curated record